GAAGUUCUAGGCCAUUUGUAAUGCGUGUUCUCGAUGAUGAGGUGGAUGACAUUGACAAUGCAUAUGAGGAAGCUCAAGAUAGAACCUCCCUUUCUGCUAAUAGGUUUAAUUUUAACGACCUUUAUGUUAGUGAUGAUGACGACUCUGAGAAUGAGUCAGCACUUGAAAUUCAGCCAUACUUGAUGGAAGAAACAGGAUUGGUGGAAGGAGGUUUGAUGGAGAUAACUAGUGAACAUCAGCUUGGGGUCAAGGAGGAGAUUAGGAACAAAUUUUUUACAAUGGAGUCAGAUCUGAUGAGUGAAAAUGAAAAGGUUUCUUCUGCAUUUCUUUGAGUUAAUAAGUAUGGAGAAGCAAGGCGUGAAAAUAAGAGAAAGCUUGAUACCCAAUAUCAACG
Messenger RNA from Humulus lupulus (European hop), 394 nucleotides. RefSeq lists its product as uncharacterized. The record is from RefSeq and is a predicted model, not a curated record. The transcript has 3 exons. Lineage: Eukaryota; Viridiplantae; Streptophyta; Magnoliopsida; Rosales; Cannabaceae. Bases 21 to 332 code for a protein of 103 amino acids.